AUGUCUUCCACCACUGAGGGGCAGGUCAUGGCUCCCCAUAAGACCUACGAUACCAUCCUUGUGCUUGAUUUUGGCUCACAAUACACUCAUCUCAUUACCAGGCGACUUCGAGAGUUGAACGUUCUGGCCGAGCUUCUUCCUUGCACGACCAAGAUUGCCGAUCUUGACUUUAAGCCGAAGGGCAUUAUCUUAAGUGGCGGUCCUUUCUCUGUUUAUGAGGAGGGUGCUCCCCAUGCCGACCCCGCCAUCUUUGAGGAGUCGUACGGAGUUCCUAUCCUCGGUAUCUGCUAUGGCCUUCAGGAGAUUGCCUGGAGACUGUCUCCCGAGAACGUCAUCGCCGGCACUGAGCGCGAGUACGGCCACGCUGACCUGACCCCUGACCGUCACGGCGGCGAUGUCGACCGCCUCUUCGACGGCAUCGAGGGCAGCAUGCAGGUGUACAUGUCUCACGGCGAUCGCCUGAGCCAGCUCCCGCAGGGCUUCUGCACCAUCGCCACGACGCGCAACUCGCCCUUCGCGGCCAUCGCCCACAAGGAGAAGGCCAUCUACGGCAUCCAGGCCCACCCCGAAGUCAGCCACACCCCCAGGGGCAUCGAGCUGCUGAAGAACUUUGCCGUCAACAUUUGCGGCGCGCGGCAGCACUGGUCCAUGAGCAGCUUCUGCGACCAGGAGAUUGCUCGCAUCCGUGCGCUUGUCGGCCCUACGGCCCAGGUCAUUGGUGCUGUCUCUGGCGGCGUCGACUCGACUGUUGCUGCUAAGCUGAUGACCGAAGCCAUUGGCGACCGGUUCCACGCUGUGCUGGUUGACAACGGCCUGAUGCGUCUCAACGAGUGCCAGCAGGUCAAGGAGACCCUCACUGAGCACCUGGGUAUCUCACUGACGGUUGUUGACGGGAGCAAGCGCUUCCUCGACGCCCUUAAGGGUGUUGAGGAGCCGGAGAGGAAGCGCAAGAUCAUCGGUGGUCUGUUCAUCGACAUCUUUGAGGAGGAGGCUAUCCGAAUUGAGAAGGAGGCCGAGCAUACGCCGAAUGCUGGCAAGGUUGUCUGGUUCGUCCAGGGCACUCUCUACCCUGAUGUUAUUGAGUCUAUCAGCUUCAAGGGCCCCUCGGCAACCAUCAAGACCCACCACAAUGUUGGCGGACUCCCCGAGCGCAUGAUGAACGGUCAGGGCCUCCGACUCAUCGAGCCGCUUCGCGAGCUGUUCAAGGAUGAGGUGCGCGAGCUCGGACGACAGCUGGGUGUCCACCGCGACCUGGUAAUGCGCCACCCCUUCCCUGGCCCCGGUAUCGGCGUUCGCAUCAUUGGCGAGUGCACGCCGGAGCGCGUCAGGAUUGCCCGCGAGGCCGACCACAUCUACAUCAACAUGAUCCGGGAGGCCGGCCUGUACGAUGAGAUCAGCCAGGCCUACGCAGGCUUGGACACGAACCAGGCUGUGGGCGUUAUGGGUGACAAACGUUACAUGGGCUACAUUGUCAUUCUCCGUGCCGUCGUGACCACCGACUUCAUGACUGCCGAGGCCUACCCCUUCGACAUGAAGUUCCUAAACAAGGUGGCGGUGAGGAUUGUGAACGAGGUCGAGGGCAUCAGCCUGGUGACCUACAACGUGACCAGCAAGCCUCCCGGAACCAUCGAGCUGCAGUAG
Thyridium curvatum is the source of this 1641-nucleotide messenger RNA. RefSeq lists its product as uncharacterized. Gene Ontology annotation, cellular component: cytosol. Gene Ontology annotation, biological process: GMP biosynthetic process. Bases 1 to 1641 code for a protein of 546 amino acids. The transcript has 17 exons. Lineage: Eukaryota; Fungi; Ascomycota; Sordariomycetes; Thyridiales; Thyridiaceae. The record is from RefSeq and is a predicted model, not a curated record. Gene Ontology annotation, molecular function: GMP synthase activity; ATP binding; GMP synthase (glutamine-hydrolyzing) activity.